Molecule: messenger RNA, 805 nt
Organism: Coffea eugenioides
Lineage: Eukaryota; Viridiplantae; Streptophyta; Magnoliopsida; Gentianales; Rubiaceae
Product: DNA-directed RNA polymerase II subunit 4
Exons: 7
Coding region: 141-557 (138 amino acids)
Biological process (GO): transcription initiation at RNA polymerase II promoter; mRNA export from nucleus in response to heat stress; positive regulation of translational initiation
Cellular component (GO): RNA polymerase II, core complex; P-body
Molecular function (GO): translation initiation factor binding; nucleotide binding
Source: RefSeq, a predicted model, not a curated record
AUUACUCCUCCCCUUUAUUUCCCUUCUUCUCCAAAACGAGCUGAUUCUCGCCAUCAAAGUUCUGCAUCAAAACCCUUUACUCCAAGGUACCCUCUCCCGCCAUACCCGACAAAUUAAGGUUAGUUUAACUUGGGCUAAAUAUGUCGGGAGAAGAGGAAGAGAACGCCGCUGAGCUCAAGAUUGGUGAUGAAUUUUUGAAGGCCAAGUGUUUGAUGAAUUGUGAAGUUUCCUUAAUUCUUGAACAUAAGUAUGAGCAGCUUCAGCAGAUGUCAGAGGAUCCAAUGAAUCAAAUGUCUCAAGUAUUUGAGAAGUCUCUGCAGUAUGUGAAGCGUUUCAGCCGCUACAAGAAUCCUGAUUCUGUCAGACAAGUCCGAGAGAUUCUUAGCAGAUACCAGCUUGCUGAAUUUGAGCUUUGUGUACUUGGUAAUCUUUGCCCAGAGACUGUUGAGGAAGCUAUUGCUAUGGUCCCAUCAAUCAAGAAUAGAGGCCGUGCCCUUGAUGACGAUGCUAUUGAGAAGAUGCUGAAUGACUUAUCUCUGGUCAAGAAAUUUGAGUAGAAGAAGUUUGAGCAGCAACAUCCAUCUAGGACAGAAAGGUCGGUGGUAAAUGCCAGUGGCAUAUCGUGCUCAUGUAAAUUCUACAUUGGGUGCCAAAGACGGGACAGAUUUUUUGCUUGGCUGCUUAAAUUGGGAUGUAAUUGUUGGGAUUUUCAAAUCGAUUAUGUUUUCAUCUUAUUUUGAACAAUUUUCUUGUUCAUUUGAAGAAGAAAAUGUAGUCUAAUGUUUAACUACUUCAACCUUUGCAA